This is a messenger RNA of Juglans regia (Persian walnut), 3478 nucleotides long. Its product is annotated as dual specificity tyrosine-phosphorylation-regulated kinase mbk-1-like. Gene Ontology annotation, cellular component: nucleus. Gene Ontology annotation, molecular function: protein binding; protein kinase activity; ATP binding. The transcript is spliced from 2 exons. Lineage: Eukaryota; Viridiplantae; Streptophyta; Magnoliopsida; Fagales; Juglandaceae. Gene Ontology annotation, biological process: protein phosphorylation. The record is from RefSeq and is a predicted model, not a curated record. Bases 1427 to 2245 code for a protein of 272 amino acids.
CCGUCUCAAUAUCUCUCCCUCUCUAUGGAUUUUGGUACUUUUGUCCGUCUCAGCUUGUGUUUAAAGAUAGUCUAUUGGAUUGGUAGAUUUUCUUUUUCCCUUUUGUUUCUGUUUUACCGUUUUGGCUUUGAGGAGUUGUGGGUGGUUUCGUGAUUCAAGCUUUGUCGUGAUGGGGAUUUUGUUAUGAACCCAAUUAAAUUGGGCUGGGAUUGAUGGGCCUCCUACUGUUAUCUUUUAUUUUAUUGAGUUGCUAAGUUGUUGUUAGUGGCCCAUGGGCCUAAUUAGUGUGAGUAAGAAUUGGCCCAUGGCCUUGGUUUGGUUGUGGUUGAGUUAGGGUUAUUGUCUUCUAGUAUAUGUAAUGGGAAGGGGGUCGUUGUUGGGGAUCGAGAAGAAUAUUGUUCAAGUUGCUUUCUGUUUUCAUGGAGGUUGAGUAUUCCUCAAAAAUACUCAGUUUAUUAUAAUAUAGUUUUCAUACAUUUCUCUACAAUUCACCCGAGUUCAUAUCUACAAUAAGAAUUUCCCAACGAGUCCAUUACAAGUGGUAUCUAGAGACAACGAUCUUGCUAUGGAGUUGAGUAAUGAAGAACUUUAUGAAUGUUUUCAGAAUUAUCACCGUGCACUCUAUGAUGAUUUCUAUAGAGAUCCUGGCCAAAUGGUGCUUACACUGAAGUCUUCCAAAGAGCAACAACAAGUGAGACACAGAGGAAUUCUUUUAGAAGAUGAUGUUAUGUUGAGAGAGACGACGGUAUUUGACGAUGGCUAUCUUCUUCUUGAUAUGAUGAGUGAAAAAUCCGGAUCAGAAGAAUUCACAAAAGUGGAGGAAAUUGCGACGACAGAAGAAAAUGGAGCAAAGAAUGAAGAUGUACUCGUGGAGAAGGGAAAAGAAAAGGCACCGGUGAUGGAGCUAGCCAAGAAAUCCAACCUUGGCUUUGAGAUAGCCAAGCAGGCUGGUGAGAUCCAUAAAUUUCCAAUCCAGGAGGAAGCAGUGGUGUCUGAUGCAGCUAAGCUCAAAGAAGCAGAGGACGGGUACACAGUGAGUACAAUGAUCGACGGCCACAAGCUUCACAUGAAUCCACACUCGGUUCUUCCUCGAUCUGGUUCUUCGGUUCUCUCCUUCAAUGUCCUUAUGGUGGUCACAGACGUUACUCCCAAAGAAAUCUCUCCUUCAUCUGAUAACCCAAAUCCGAAACCAACAGUAGAAGGAGAAAAUCGGGCAAUCAGUAUCCCUCCUAAGCCGCCUCCUAGCAAAGGCAAUGUCGCUCUUUGGCAUCAACAGCAAUCAACCACCGUGCAAUUAAUUCAAAGACGUUGCUAGUGGGAUUUGAGGGGAAACGAGCAUGGAAGUCUGUUCAAUUCGAUUUUCUCUUGUAGUACUCUAUUUACUUCCCAAGAAAGUGAGAAAAAUAUAAAAGAUUUUACUAGUCUUAUGCUGAUAUUCUUGCUUUGGGUUUGCCGAAAUGGUUCUUCCCCAAGGCUAGAUGAUAACAAAGAUGGGCAUUACAUGUUUGAGCUUGGAGAAGAUUUAACUUCUCGCUACAAGAUCCACAACAAAAUGGGUGAAGGUACUUUUGGACAGGUUUUGGAGUGCUGGGAUAGAGAAAAGAAGGAAAUGGUUGCCAUUAAAAUUUUCCAUGGAAUUAAGAAGUAUCAUGAAGCAGCUAUGAUAGAGAUUGAAAUGCUGCAACAAAUUGGUAAACAUGAUAAAGGGGGCAACCGGUGUGUGCAAAUACAGAACUGGGUUGACUAUAGUAACCAUAUCUGUGUUGUGUUUGAGAAGCUUGGACCAAGCUUAUACGAUUUUCUAUGGAAAAACAAUUAUCGCUCAUUUUCCAUUGAUCUAGUCCGUGAGAUAGAGGGUGAUGCUGCGAUGGAUAGCACAAAUGCCUUUACCUUUUCUCCGCAAUCCAAUUAUUAUUUUGACAUUAACACUGAUUGGGUUGAAGAAGCUUUGGAUAGGUUUGAUCAGUUCUUAUUUAAACCUUUGAUGUCAGUUGGUGUUACUACGAGGGAAUUCAAAGAGGGAGGGUUCCAGAAUAUAGACAAGAGGCGUGGAGGUGUUAAUAAUGGAAGGUACACGAGAUGUUUGGUGAAAGGCUUCAAGACCACGCUGUUAAUUGAUAUGGAUUUGUGCUUCAAGGGAAUUUCUACGGGUGAGUGGAUCAACUAUAUGUUUGACCAGAAUUUUGUGAAUUAUCAAAUCUUGGUUGUUAUCUUUGGGAGUAGUAAACAGUUUGAUAUAGUAUGAGAAUUGUUUCGAAGAAGACUUUUUAACUCUGAAGGUCAUGAAGCACAUGUGUAUUCCAUUUUCCCUCGUCAAAAAGAAAAUAUUCAGCUUAUAAUUUUUACUAUGGUUGAUGGGAAAAUUAAUUUGGUUCCAAAGAUAGUGAAGCAAAAUGCAGACCAGGAAAUUAAUGCUCAAAACUGGGAUUUAGAGAAUGCUACUGAAUUUGAAAGUGACCAUGUAGUUGUUGAGUGGCAAGAGUCGCUUUCAAAGAAUGGUAUUAAAUUGGAUGGAGGGGGGAAUAUUGCACCUCAAUUGUUUCAAAUAUUGACAUUUAGGAAUGUUUUGUGGUGGGAUGGAAUAAAUCUGCUAAAAGUCUGGAAAUGCCAUUGGAUAAAGAAACAAAUCUUGUGGCCCUUUGAUAGAGGAAAGGGAAAAGGAACGGUAGAAACGUGGGUGCCAGGUUCACUUUUGUCUUCUCAACACUCGAAACCAAGGUAUUUGCAGAAGGGCAGAUUGAUGAAGGCGGCAACUUGCAGUGUUCAUCCCAUGGUUGGUCAUUUGAUGGUUGUGGAUCUUGUGCAAGGAUCCCUCGAGCUCCAGCUGAAGGUCUUGAAGCUCGUGCUGUUAAGUCUUCAAGAGCAUGUGUUACGAAGUUCCCUACAAUGCAGUCACAUGGCCUACUCUUGUUUUGGCCUAAUGAGAAUGGAUGGGAAGGAGCACAAACUACCAAGCUUUCCAGGCUACCUGAUGACUUUGAUAACCCUGAGUUUUCAUUUGUGACAAGUCAGCACAUCUGUUCUAUGGCUAUGAUAUCCUCAUAGAGAAUGUAUCUGAUCCUUCCUACAUUGAUUUGCUCAUAACCAACAAUCUGCACUUGCUCAUCAAUACCAUAGAGUUGCAUCAACAUUUCAACCUUGAGGACAAGGUUCUUUAAAGGAGGAGAAUUUGUUAUGAACCCAAUUAAAUUGGGCUGGGAUUGAUGGGCCUCCUACUGUUAUCUUUUAUUUUAUUGAGUUGCUAAGUUGUUGUUAGUGGCCCAUGGGCCUAAUUAGUGUGAGUAAGAAUUGGCCCAUGGCCUUGGUUUGGUUGUGGUUGAGUUAGGGUUAUUGUCUUCUAGUAUAUGUACUGGGAAGGGGGUCGUUGUUGGGGAUCGAGAAGAAUAUUGUUCAAGUUGCUUUCUGUUUUCAUGGAGGUUGAGUAUUCCUCAAAAAUACUCAGUUUAUUAUAAUAUAGUUUUCAUACAUUUCUCUACAA